CCCUCUGUUUCUCGAUCUCGUCCUUAAUUCCUCCUUCUCUAAGAAGCCAGCUGUUUUCUUCUUCUUCUUCUUCUUCUUCAUCUCUCGUCUCCUACUCUCUUUCUUUGCUCGCACCAAAAUUCCCUCAAAUUCCUCUUUCGUUAAUCGCCGGCAUUGUCUUUCUUACCGAUCCGACUAUCUCAGCAUUCGAAAUCUCCGGCGACAAAGCCUGAUCUCAAGCUUUCCGUUCGUGAUUCCGUCGGUGGAAGCUGUGAAAAUGCCGGUGGAGGUGGAGAGAGAUCAAGGAGAGGUGUCGGUGAAGGUUGAUUUUGAGAAUGCGACUGAGAUUAAACCGGAGGUAGUAAUUCCGGCUACCAAAGAGGACGUGGUGAAUGGGAUCAGCCAUGGCGGUAAUAAUGGUAACGGAAACGACACCGAUGGUUCUUACGUUUUCAUUACGGAGAAUGAUACCGUAGGAGAUGAUAUUGUAGAGUCUGAUUCUGUUAAGCAUGUUGAUGAUGCCAAUGUGGAGAAAGAUCUUAAGGAAGGAGAGAAUGUGAAUUCUGAGGAAGUGAAGGUAGAGGCUACAAAUAUUGGCGAUGAUGAUGUUUUGGGAGUUUCUCAAGUUAGUCAAACCCUGGAAAAUUCUGAACGAGAAAGGACAGAUGAUGGACCAGAGGAGGUCGUUAGGAUCCCAAAGGCAGAAAUUGAGGAUUCUCUUGAAAAAAGUGUCGACCAGCAGCAUCCUGGUAAUGGGCAUCUAGAAAUUGGCCUUGAGGGUAAAGUGGAAUCUAAAGAGGAAGUGGAGCAACUUCAAGAUUCUGAAGUUGGAUCCAGGGAUCUAACCAAGAUUAACGCAGAGGAAAAGUCUGAAGGUAAAAUUGAACCUGAUAGUAAAACAGAUGUGGAGGGACAUCAAGGGGACAGGAUUGAAGCCCAAGAAAAAUCUGAUCUGGAUGUGGAUAUUUCUGAAGUAGAAAAGCACCCAGUUGACUCAGAUGAAGUAAAAGAGUCUGAGUUGGUGACCGCUAAGGUUUCUCCAACUGACCCUAGUGAUGGAGGCAUGGAUUUGGGACAACCUACGGUAACAGAUCAAGCUGAAACGAUCAAUGGAUCUGAAUCUGUGAAUGAUCGCAAUGGAUCAGAAUCUGUAGCAGUUUUGGAAUCUGUUUCUGUUGAAAACGGUCACCCUCCAAUAGAAUCAGAGUUGGAGAGAACUAGUGAUGUUCCAUUCACUUCAGAGGCGGAAAAAGUCAAUGCUUCCGAUGGUGAAGUGUUGCCAGACUCUAGAACCGUGGAUGUUGCUGUAUCAGAGGUAAGUAGUGAUGUCCCGGCUGAGACUCAAGCUUUUACUGCCAUCAGUUUGGAUUCCCAGCCUUCUGGCAAAGAUAGUGUUGUUGAAAAUGGUAAUAGCAAAUCGGAAUCUGAAGACACCAAGAUGCAAUCGGAAAUUGGAGCUGGUGAUGAUGUCUCUGUGUCUGAUGGGAGUAUUAACACUCAUCCAGAAUCUCAAUAUGCCAGCGAUCCUACUUGUGAUCAAGAUGGAAAACAACACAUAGCAUCUGAGGUUAAGGAAGUUCUUGAUGCCCUUGCUUUAGAAGAAAGAAAUGAUGCUGUUAUUGUUGCCAAAGAGAAUGUUUCAGAAGCUGCUAUUUCUGAUGGCUUAUCUUGUACCAACCAGCAGAGAUCAGAAAGUGAUGAGAUAUCUGGGCUUGUUGAAAAACUCCCAUCCCAUACGCUACAUGAGGUUGCGCCUUCUGGGAAUGACACAAGUGUAAUUGUUAGCGAUGACAUCAAAAGUCAAGGUUUAUCAGAGGAUCAUGGAGUUGACACUAACCAGAAGAUUCAAGAUGAUUGUAGUGCUAAGUUGGAAGAAAUUGCCGAUGUGAAUGUAAAACAUGCUCCAAAUGAGAAAGUUCAAGGGGACAACAGCGAGGGGAACUUAAAUGUUAAAGACUGUGUGGACAGCCAACCUGCUGAAAACAAAGAAGGAAAUGCUGUUGAUAGAACAGAUGAUAAAGUAGCCUCGACCGGUGAAGUUUCUGUGCCUGAUGCUUCUGAAGUGCUCACUGUAGCGGCAGAGAUAGAGAAAAGACCGGUUUACUUUCUGCCUAGAGUUCCAAGAUAUGAUAACGAAAAGUUAGCCGAGCAACUCAAGCAUGCUGAAGAGCAGGUUGAUCAGAAAACGCAGAGUCGGGAUGCUCUUAGAGCGGAUAUCCAGAAGAUACGCGCAAUAUGUAAGGACUAUGAUAUCAGUUAUAAGGCGGCCAUGACAGAAGAGAGAUCUGCAAGAAAAGCAAUGCAUUCAAAACGGCAGGAAAUUGAGGCCCUUCAGUCUAUGAUUAGCCGGGUUAAGAGUGCUGCAUCUGUUGAUGAUAUUGAUUCGAGGGUGCAUAAUAUGGAACAUAUGAUGCAACACACAACGUUAUCUCUGAAUGAAGAAAAAGGAUUCAUGCGUGAAAUAAAGCAGUUGAAGCAACUUCGCGAGCAGAUAUCUUCGAGUAUGGGUACCAAGGAUGAAGUUAAGCAAGCAUUGGAUGAGAAAGAGAAAACAGAAGAACGUCUGAAGGUGUUGAGGAAGGAACUAGACGCCCUCAGAAACAAUCUCUCAAAAGCCGAAACAAUCACAAAAGCUGCUAAAAAAAAGUGUGAUGAGGAAUGGGAGGCACAGAGUAAACUGCAAGAACAGUUCAGAGCUGCUGAUGCUGUUCGCGAGGAAGCAUUUGUGCACCUACAGGAUUUGAAGAAACAACAACGAGAAAAGAACAAAUAUUUCUUCAAGUACAGAGAUAAUUCAAGGGCAGCAAGUGAAAUGGCUUUGAAGAAAGACAGAGCAGCCCUGCAAAGCCUUUGUUCUGACCAGGUGGAGAAUUUCAUGAAUAUGUGGAACAAUGACGAGGAGUUCCGUAAAUACUAUGUAAAAAGCAACACAAGGAGUACCUUUAGAAGACUAGGAACCCUAGAUGGACGAUCUCUUGGCCCUGAUGAGGAGCCACCUCGGAUCACUUAUGCUCCAAGAAUGGACAAACUUAGAACUUCUAGUGACAGAGCAGAGAAACAUGAGGCAGUUCAACCGGUUCCAGCUCAACAAGAGAGAGUCGUUAAAUUUGAAGGUUCAAAAGUUGAAAACAAUGGUAAGGCUGUUGCUAAACCCACCGAGCAGAAGAGUCAGACCACUAAAUCUAAAAAAGCCGUCAAGCCAGACCAGCCUCCACCAAAUGUCACAGAAUUGGUUUCUGGAAAAAAGGAGAUAGAGAAGUCAGCAACACCUGAAGAAGAAGAGCCACCUAAGUUAACAAAAGAGGAAGAGGAGUUAAUUAAGAAAGAAGAGGAGAAGAGAAAACAAAAGGAGGCUGCGAAGAUGAAGGAGCAGCAUCGGUUGGAGGAAAUAGCAAAAGCGAAAGAGGCAAUGGAGAGGAAGAAGAAGAGAGAGGAGAAAGCAAAAGCAAGAUCUGUUCUCAAGGCUCAGAAGGAAGCAGAAGAAAGGGAGAAGGAACGAGAAAGGAAGCUAAGGAAGAAGGAGAGAAGAAAGGGGAUUUUUACAUCGGAAGAGACAGCAAUAGAAAACCCAAUUCCAACAUCAGAAACUGUAGUCGAAACCCCAAGGGAGAUCGAAAUUCCAAAGAAACAAACCGUAGAGGAGAGUCAGCAAAUCAAGAAAUCUCACAAAACUUCAUCACAGUUUCUCAAACAAAACAAGUCAAAAUCGGUUCCUCUGCCUUUAAGGAACCGAGGAAGCAAGAGAAAACUGCGGCAAUGGAUGUGGAUUGGACUCAUAGUUGUGAUCAUCCUCGCAUUGUUCCUUCUCGGUAAUGCCAAUCUCUCCUCUCCUGCAAAUCUUUGGUUUACAUAAGAACAAAAAAAAAAGAAGAAGUGGCACACUCUUACACACACUUUGCCUUGUGGUUUUUAUAGUUAUGUUUUUUUGGCUCAUCUAAAUUAGUUUAGAUUUGUGUUUGGUGCUUUUAUUCUUUUCUUUUUUCUUAAGUGGUGAAGCUUUGAUUCAUUGAUUUCACACGAACGACAGACAUAGAUUGGUUUUGCUUGUUCUGGGUAUAUGUUUAAGAAACACGGUUCCAGUUUUUUAUUUUUUUUAAUAUACCAUAAUAUAUUAUUAAAGCAAUAAACGUCUUCUCAUC
Messenger RNA from Arabidopsis lyrata subsp. lyrata, 4118 nucleotides. Its product is annotated as titin homolog. The record is from RefSeq and is a predicted model, not a curated record. NCBI's taxonomy places the organism in Eukaryota, Viridiplantae, Streptophyta, Magnoliopsida, Brassicales, Brassicaceae. The transcript has 9 exons. Bases 257 to 3832 code for a protein of 1191 amino acids.